Colletotrichum graminicola M1.001 is the source of this 1185-nucleotide messenger RNA. RefSeq lists its product as uncharacterized. Lineage: Eukaryota; Fungi; Ascomycota; Sordariomycetes; Glomerellales; Glomerellaceae. Bases 1 to 1185 code for a protein of 394 amino acids. The transcript is spliced from 2 exons. The record is from RefSeq and is a predicted model, not a curated record.
AUGUCGCCCGCCCGGGGAGCCCUGGUGCCGCGCUUCCUCAUCGACGCCCCGAAGUUGGCGGUCCGCGACGGAGGAAUAUGCGUCGACAUCGGCUUCCCGGAAACGUGCUGCGCAAACACGAACUACUGCUACGUCAAGCCGGACAACCGGCCGUGGUGCUGCCCCGUCGGCUCCAACUGCGACUCCAACUGUGCGGCCACGGCCUACCAGUGCCCCGCCACCGUCACCCGCACCGUCUCCGAGACCGUCAUGGGCGGUGGCGGCGCCGUCGUCACCACCUCCGUCUCUUCCGCCUGCUGCGGCCGCACCUGCCCCUCCACGUCGGCCUUUCGUUGCGAGUCCCAGUUCGGUGGCGGCUGCUGCUCCUACGGGCAGACCUGCGUCUCGGGCGGCGGAUGCGUGCGCGCCGUGACCCCGACCACGUCCGCCACCGUGCUGCUGACGCCCGUCGACCCCGGAUGCACGGCCACCGCGCAGCACGCGUGCGCCGACGGCGGGUGCUGCGACAGGCUCUGGGACUGCGUCGUCGUCAGCGGCACCGCGGCGUGCGCGCCGGGGCGCCCCACGACGACGGACGUGCGGAUCGUGGACGAGGCCUCCGACGGGCUGUCGACCGGCGCCAAGGCGGGCAUCGGCGUGGGCGUGUCCGUCGUCGGGUGCGCGCUCGUGAUGCUCUCCGCGUGGUUCUGCCUGUUCAGGCGACGGAGACGGGGGUCGGCGACGGCGUCGUCCCGGCGCAGCGGCGGUGGCGGCGGCGGUACGAGCCGCGUCAGCGGUGGGGUUUCUGGUAUCGACAGCGGCGGCGGCAGCGAGAGACCGGGGCGGAGUGCGCGCGCCAUGUCGGAGGUCGCGUCCAGCUCGCCACCGACGAUGUGGCGCGGCGGGACGCAGGAAUACUUUGGCCCGGAUGCCGUGGCGGGGCCGUACACGGAGACGGAGACGACCACGCCGGGCAGGGGGAGGGGCGUGCCGCUGCAGGCGCACUUGCCGAGCGACGUCGUGGCGCCGGUGGAGAUGGACUCGGUGGGCGUGGUAGCGGAAGCGGAGGCGGAGGUGAAGGCGGCGCAGGAGAGGUACGAGCUGUACGGGUGCGAGGUGGCGUCGCCCCCCGCGGGGAGCAUCGCCGGCGUCUCCAUGAUGGACAGGUCGUCCGGUCCCCGCGUCAGAGGGGGGCACUCGGCAUGA